Molecule: messenger RNA, 2468 nt
Organism: Coregonus clupeaformis (lake whitefish)
Lineage: Eukaryota; Metazoa; Chordata; Actinopteri; Salmoniformes; Salmonidae
Product: netrin-4-like
Exons: 10
Coding region: 549-2423 (624 amino acids)
Biological process (GO): basement membrane assembly; cell migration; substrate adhesion-dependent cell spreading
Cellular component (GO): laminin trimer
Molecular function (GO): protein binding
Source: RefSeq, a predicted model, not a curated record
GAUGAGUGUCUGUGGAUUGGAGAGGUUUGGAUAACCGUAGUGUGCCAGCUCUGACCUGACACUAACUGGCUCCUGACUAGCAGGAAUGUUCCUUUAAAGAGAAAAAUGCAAAGAGACGGGGCGGAGCCGCAAGCCCGCUGUCACUCUCAGUAUUCCAUAGUAGAUUCACAGUAUAUCUUCAGGCUAUUAGCAAGCAAAUCAACUGUAAGGUAGAAGGUCCCGACGAAUACGAGAGAACGCAGAUCAGUCCUCGGCUUUUGCAGAAGUAAAUGCGGCAUAAUGGAAUACUUUUCCCUGGGUAUCUGAACCGGCUGUGUUGUCUAACUGGGGUCUUUGUUCUUCUUUGAUAAUAUCUGAUUGUUGUUGAAAGGGAAAGUAUAGCCUACAUUGGCUUUGAACCUUUGCUUUACAUUCGCGGAGGAAAUCUUGCAUCUAGUUGCCACUUGAAAAACUCCAACGAGGUGUCGCGUUGCCUAUUCACAGGGCUGCUCUCGAGUUCUCUCAUAGGCUAACCUCUUCUUGGUAACACUUGCUCUUGGGUCGGAACUAUGAUGUGGACUUUGUUUGCUGUUUUUACCUGCACUGGACUAUCUGGUAUUCUUGCAGAUGUGGGUCGUGUAGGGGGUGUAGCCCCUCACUGUGAGAGCCAGGCGUGUAACCCCCGAAUGGGCAAUCUGGUGCUAGGCCGCAGGGUCCUGACCCAGACCGUAUGUGGCUACAAGGGCACCGAGCCCUACUGCUCCUACUCUGACCCCUCCUCCUCCAGAGAGCCCUGCCCCCCGGCCAGGUGUGGGGAGUGCAACGCGGCCCUCCCCCUGCAGGCCCACCUGGCUGCAGCCAUGGCCGACUCCUCCUUCCGCCACCCCAACACCUGGUGGCAGUCGGCGGGGGAAGCGGAGUCUGAGACUCUGCAGCUGGAUCUGGAAGCGGAGUUCAUCUUCACCCACCUGAUCAUGGUGUUCCGCUCGCCCCGCCCCACCGCCAUGACACUGGAGCGCUCGCAGGACUUCGGGCAGACCUGGAAGACAUUGCAGUACUACGCCAGGAACUGUAGUGCUACCUUUGGACUGGAGGAGGGAAAGGCAGUGCUGGACGGGGCCCCCUGCACCUCCAAAUACUCUGGAGCUUACCCCUGUACCAGGGGAGAGGUUAUCUACCGUGCCCUCCCCCAAUGGGAAUCUCUUGACCCGUAUGGGGCGUCAGGCCAGGAGCAGCUGAGGGUGACCAACGUGCGCAUACGUCUGCUGGAGCGCCAAUCCUGUCCCUGCCAGGUCAAAGAUCCCACCGCUGGAGCCCCGCCCACCCAGCACUUCGCCAUCUAUGACCUCAUCGUGAAGGGCAGCUGCUUCUGCAAUGGGCACGCCGAGCAGUGUGUCCCUGCACCCGGCUACCGGCCUGUCAGGGACAGAACCAACCACGUGGUUCAGGGGAUGUGUGUGUGUAGACACAACACUGCAGGUGUUCACUGUGAGCGUUGCGCUCCGCUCUACAACGACCGACCAUGGCAACCUGCGGACGGACUCACAGGGGCUCCACACGAGUGCAGGAAGUGUAAGUGUAACGGGCAUGCCCAGAGCUGCAGUUUUGAUUGGUUGGUGUGGCGGGAGUCCGGCCAGCGCAGCGGAGGUGUGUGUGAGUGUCUACACAACACAGAGGGACACAACUGUCAGAGCUGUAAGACUGGCUUCUACAGAGACCCCCAGAGACCCCACACGGCCCAGGACUUCUGUAAACCAUGUGGCUGCCACCCCCUGGGUUCAAUACCCUUCCACCCAGGCGGGAGGUCUCCCUGUGACCCUACCAAUGGAGACUGUGUCUGCAAGCCCGGCGUGGGGGGUUCCCACUGCGACAGGUGCAUGGUGGGAUACUGGGGUUUCCAUGACUACGGCUGCCGUCCGUGCGACUGUGCAGGAGACUGCGACCCCUUCACGGGAUACUGCAUGUCUGGGUCAGAUCUGGACCUGUAUAAUCUGGAGGGUAACUCCAGUGAGCCGGUGAGGAUCUUUAGGGCAGACGAGCUCUUUUCUGCCCUACACUACUCAGAGAAAUGUGAGUGUAAGGAGCAGGUCCUGGCCAACAGCAAACUAUUCUGCAGCAUGAAGUUUGCCUAUGUGUUGAAGGUUAAGAUCCUGUCAGCCCAUGAUAAGGGCUCCCAUGCUGAGUUGGAGGUAAAGGUUCAGAAGGUGUUGAGUCAGAACACUAAGGUGAAGAUCCAGAAAGGACGAGUCACUCUCUACCCAGAGUCCUGGACCGCACGGGGCUGCACCUGCCCCAUCCUCAACCCAGGUGUUGAGUACUUGGUGGCGGGCCAUGCAGACAGGAAGCAGAACCGUCUUAUCGUCAACAUGAAGAGCUUCGUCAAGCCCUGGAGAGCCAGCCUUGGACGCAAGGUCCUCACACUAAUGAAGAAAAACUGCACCUGAGAGAGAGAGAGAGAGAGAGAGAGAGAGAGAGAGAGAGAGAGAGAG